UGCUAGCAAGGAAGAGCAGAAAGAGAGCGCAGUGCUUUGGACACACUGACAUCAAGACACACCUUCGCUGUCAUCAAGGGACAAGGAAAGACAGUCAAAAGUCUUCUUUGAUCGUUUGCAUCCGUCGCUGGCCUUUCAUUUGUUCCUGUAUUGACGUCUCCAUGGAGCCGAUGAGGAGUUACUGGCUGUGUGCAGCUGUGCUGUCGUUGACAAGUUGCCCUGGCCAUGCUUUGCGACGAGUGACCCUGAAGAAGAUGCCGUCCAUCAGGGAGAACAUGAGGGAGCUGGGCUUCGCUCUGGACCAGAUGUUCCCUCUACUGACCCAGAAGGCCUCCGAUGAUCCAACCAAUGGGACGGCUCCAACGCCCUUGACCAACUAUCUGGAUACGCAGUACUUUGGGGAAAUCAGCAUCGGCUCUCCUGCCCAGAUGUUUAACGUUGUGUUUGAUACGGGUUCGGCCAACCUCUGGGUGCCCUCCCAGAGCUGUUCUCCUUUCUCCACCGCCUGCUUUACGCACAACAGGUACGACGGAUCCAGAUCCCGGACUCACAUCGACAACGGGACGGGCUUCUCCAUUCAGUAUGCCUCUGGCACCGUCCGAGGAUUCCUGAGUGAGGAUGUAGUUGUGAUCGGCGGCAUCCCCGUGGUCCAGGUGUUCGCCGAGGCCACCGCUCUGUCGGCCAUGCCCUUCAUCUUCGCCAAGUUUGACGGCGUGCUGGGGAUGGGCUACCCCAACGUGGCGAUCGACGGCAUCACCCCCGUGUUCGACGGCAUAAUGUCCCAGCACAUCCUCAAGGAGGAGGUGUUCUCUGUCUACUACAGCAGGGACCCACAGCACUCCCCUGGCGGUGAGCUGGUGCUGGGAGGCACAGACCCCGACUAUUACACUGGGACCUUCAACUAUGUGGCCACAGAGGAGAUGGGAAAGUGGGAAGUGACCAUGAAAGGUGUUUCUGUGGGCGACAGGAUCAUGUUCUGCGUGGAGGGCUGCACCGCCGUGAUAGACACAGGCUCCUCCUACAUAACAGGCCCCGCCUCCUCUGUGUCUGAGCUGAUGACAACGAUCGGAGCUCAGUUGGAUGAAAGUGGCUACAAAGUCAACUGUGAACUGGUGAAGACUUUACCUUCUGUGACUUUUCAUCUGGGUGGCCAAGAGUACGAACUCAGUCACGAGGACUACAUCUUAUGGCAAACCGAGUUGGAGGGGGAUGUUUGCACCGUCACCUUCAGAGGGCUGGAUGUGCCGCCCCCUACAGGCCCCAUUUGGAUUCUGGGAGCCAAUUUCAUUGCGCGCUACUACACAGAGUUUGAUCGGGAAAACAACCGAAUAGGCUUUGCUACAGCAGUCUGA
Molecule: messenger RNA, 1352 nt
Organism: Gadus chalcogrammus (walleye pollock)
Lineage: Eukaryota; Metazoa; Chordata; Actinopteri; Gadiformes; Gadidae
Gene: ren
Product: renin
Exons: 9
Coding region: 162-1352 (396 amino acids)
Biological process (GO): angiotensin maturation
Molecular function (GO): aspartic-type endopeptidase activity
Source: RefSeq, a predicted model, not a curated record